This is a messenger RNA of Porites lobata, 16381 nucleotides long. NCBI's taxonomy places the organism in Eukaryota, Metazoa, Cnidaria, Anthozoa, Scleractinia, Poritidae. The record is from the annotation of a GenBank genome assembly.
ACUGGCCGAACCGAUCUGGUGCAAAAAUUGGUUAAAGAAGAGAUAGGUCUUAAUUUGAACGACCGACGACGCCUUUACCUCUACGGAUGCUGGUGUGGGCUACGAGGACAAGGGAUAGUUUUGGACAACAUUGAUUAGUAAGUAAAAUCUCCCAUAAAUUUAAAUGAAUACUAAAUAAAUAAUAAUAAUAAUAAUAAUAAUAAUAAUAAUAAUAAUAAAACAAAUGAUUGUUAAAAGGUAAUGGCAGCAAACACAUUUCUCUGUUGAGUCUGGCUAUAAUGACUGGCUACGGCAGCAACCAGAAAUAUUCUUUGGCAAAAAGGAUUGGAAUGCGGUGCAACUACAAUGUUAAAAAUACAAACUACACUGUAUUUCGCACUGAAUUCUAUAUCUUGUCCUCCCGAACUAUCUAGUAUGAAACACUUGAAAAUUUUCCUUGAUACAACACCGGACAAAACUGUUGAGAUAGUUCCAUCUAUUUACUAACUUUUGCGCAAUACUACGUCUCCUCUAAAACGAAGAAUGAGCAAGUCCCCUCGUCACAUGGUAUUUUGUUUUGGUCUAAAAACCAAAUAUAUAACUGCUAUGCUAUUCUAAACAGCUUUGGAUAUAAGGGAAGGGGGAAAUUAAGCAUUCAUUUGGCGAUGGUUUCCAUUUCUGCCAGGAUGACGGGAAAACAUCGAAUAUUUUUGCAAUGUGUCUAAACAAGGUUUGUCCGAGGCUGUAGAUUUCUCUUUUUUUAGUGUUUCAUAAUUUGUUCCUUCGUUGUCAACUUUUCAACAGCAGGUGCAUGAUAAUCGAGCCUAUUGUCAGCUUAAUUCGGUUUCUUACAUCUAUGGGGAAACUGUAAGGCGGCCAAAGAAUCCAUCAGUCUUUGCUCGAUGAAAGCUGCCACUUGAAGUUAAUGACAGGUUAUGGUGUUACUGAGUCGACUAGUUCUGAUUCAUUAUGAGUAUGAGUAAUAAUAACAGUACGUAGAGGGGAAACGAAGCUUAAUAACUAAAGACAGCUGCGGUUGCUUUAAGUGUUGUAUGACUAUCUGUGGAACUGGAGCUCAGAACGCUUUAGAUAUUUAUUCAUUUAUUUAUUUAUUUCUUUAAAUUUAUCCUCAAGCUCUUACUCUUUGCUCCAUCUGUUUUAAAACAUUCCACCCUUUUGUAGAGGAUUUUCACAUGACGUCACGGCGUCCAUAUUGGUGUCCCAAAACAAUGAAACGGCGUCCAUGUUGGCGUCCCAAAGUCGUCCUGUGGGAGUUGAACUCCUUUGUUAUGCAAACGCUUUCUUUUGUUCCAAUAAAUUUGCAUAGAUGCUGGUCACGUGAGUGAAAACACUCUAUACUUGUGCACAAGCUUAUGUAAACAACUCUUCAAACCGAACUUUUUCAUUCCAUUAACUCGCGGACUAUUCAGCUUUGAAACUUGCCAGAGAAUUAUUCUGGCCACAUUCACGGUUAUUGUGGUGUUGGUAUACUAUCCUCCUCUCUCCUCCGCAGACACUCCCGCUGGGUACCCCAAUAAAAAUAGCAAAUAACCGAAAAAUAGGAAGCGCGCGGGGGACGAUGGGAAGAGAGAACAUCGUGUCUCGCACGCUUUCUUCUUCUUUCGCCCCAGCCUCCCUACAACACAAAGAGGCCUCUGCGGAGGAGAGAGACUAUACUCUGUUUGUGUAAACUUACAAGAUUAACGGGUGAUAAAGACAGAUUGAGUCAAUUUAGGUUUCUAAGAAACUGCCCACCUACCCCUCCCCUAAGCCAUCAUUUUGCCCAAAGUGAGAAGAAAGUGUUAAUGUUAGCUUAGCGGAUGGCUAGGUGGGCAAUUUCCCAAAAAAUCUAAAUUUAUCCGACAGAGUCAGUUUUCUGAAGAAAACAUAAUUCCGGUAUUAGGGUCACCUACACGACCUACACUGGCGAGCCAACUGUUCCUACAUUUCCUUACAAAACGUAAUAAACCGUUUACUAAAGAAACAAAGAGUUGGCUCGAUUACCCUCCUAGCCGAGCCAGCUUUUCUCCAUAUAAACUUUGGCUCACCAUCACCAUCACCAUCACCAUCACUAUCACCAUCACUAUCACCAUCACUAUCAUUAUCGUCAUCAUCGUCACCUUCGUUGUCGUCGUCAUCAUCAUCAUUAGUUGACUUAGUUUCUUUCUCAAGUUUUUCUACUAUUUUUUUUUUAGCUGUUGCAAAGUUCAUGAUUUUUGUGAGAAGGCAUACCUAACAGACAGAGAUAAAUGUGCAACAAGGUUCUCAAACAUCGACUUGGCCUUCCAGUACAACAAAGCCACCAAAAAAUGUAGUAAGUGCAUUUUGUGAUUGAUGUUUCAGUUAUGACAGAUCAGAUGGAAAAAAAGUUGAGGGUGCGUUUCUUUACUAAAAUCCAAGAUCAGAUCAAAAAUCCCGAUCAUUAGGAUUUUUGGUUGAGAAAAGAAAAGAUGUAUUCAAAAAGGGAUUAGUUUUCAAUUAUUUCCAUAGAAACGACCUACAAUAACGACGGUAUCCCGGAGAAAGAAUAGGGAGUUUAAGAUACGGAGACUACGGACUACGAACUACGGCUGGACGAACGUUGUCCUAUGUUUGUAGCAAUGGGUUGAGUCAUGCAAAUAUAGAACGUUAAGAUUGCACUACGGACAGUAGACUACCAGAGAAGAGGCGGAGAGGGAAACAACACGCAAAGAUUUUCUUGUUUUCAUCACAGUUCAGAAAAAUGCAAGUCAGUUUUGCAUGUGAUUUUGUCUUUAGAACAAUGAAGAAAUUCUUCCAUACUUGAAGGAAGCAAUUACGUCGGGUGAAAUUGGUAAACAAAGUUUUUGUUACACAGGUUUUAUUUUUUUUCGCCCAUGAAUACUUAUGUCAAAUAUUAAAGAAGUAGACAGAAAUAGUAAUAGCUCAUUUAUUAAUUAGAUUUGGAAGAUGGACUUCUCCGACUUCUGAUCUGAUGUAGUUUGAAGUAUUGAAAUGCCGAGUUUCGAUUGUCUCGAAGAUGUUUACAUCAUUUUCACUCAGCAAAUGUGAUGCAAAAUCUCGCAUAAACGAAGGUUACACAAGUAGAAAGACACACUAAUCAGUUCGAACAAACAUUGAAACUUUUCAAGUGCGAAGAGAAAGUAAAUUACCUGCAUGAUUUCUGUUCUCCUCGGCCGUCAAUCUGAAUUCUGCGUAUAAACAGCUAUUAAAGCUUAUUCAAAUAUGAGCUUAGCUAGCUAAAAAUCUAGUCACAACGGUGGAUUAAAAGCGCAAAUCUGAGCAGAAAUUAGGAACAAUCUACAUAUUUCGCUUCCCUCUCUCUUAAAGCAGGUGAAUUGAAACCUUUUUUACGAGAAGACGAGAUUCUUGAAUUACCGAGACGGCAAAAUACGACCAAAAUGUUCUCCGUAGUCCCGACUACGCGAAACAGCUCAACAACUCACCGUAGCCGCAGGACUACGAGGGAAAAAUGAACAGUCACGUGGUUUUGAUCAUGCGCAGUAGCAUGUUAUCCGUAGUCGUAGUCCGUAGUCGCCGUAUCUUAAACUCCCUAAUAACACGGCUGUUGACUAAGGUUGCAAGUCUGCUGCUAUUUCACUGUAUUCUGGACGGUUAGCUUUAGGAUACUGCUUUAGAUAGGCCAAAUGAAGACGAUGUAUUCUGGAAAUAAGAUAUGUAUUGGAAAAGUAAAGUCUUGCAAGACGCGAAGGCGAAGUUGUGUAGAAGUUUUUUCCUUGUAACUAGAACAAUGCAGGUCCUGUUUGUAUUGCGAUUUUACCACCCCGAUAAAACGGAUAAAAUCGAUCGUUUAAUUCAUUAUUCCAGUUCAAAAAUGGACGUAAUGAUAAGCAGUCUUGUCAAAAAGCUGUUGUAUGUAUUAAAAUUGUUUCGGGUUACCGCUGGCAAUAUUCACUCUUUUCAGAUCCGUAGUAAAGAAACGUUUCGGAUCUUAUAUCCAAAGUAUCCGGUACUGGAUAUGAUCCAUAAAAUCCCCCUCCGUUGUGGAUCAUUUGGAUCAAUAAUUCGUUUUUGGAUUUAGUAAAGAAACGAAAUAUCCGUAAUCGGAUUAAAAAUCCGGAUUAGGAUUUUAGUUAAGAAAUGCACCAUGGAUUGUUAUAUAGCUGGAUUUUUUUCCUGGCAACGCGCGCUUAUACAUAUACACGCGUAAUCGGAAUCCGAUUUCAAUCAUAAUUAAUUUAUUUAAAGUGAAGGGUGGUUGGCGGAUCAGAUCUCUCUCUGUACUAUAGAAAGGGGAAAAUAAAAAAAACAACAACAAAAUGAAAGAAGUACAGGAUAAAAAAACUAAAAACAAAAUAGGUUUACAGCCACGUAUGCGAAACACACGUCACAUGUGGAUCUUAUAAGCAAGUGAAGGGGGCGCUCCCUUAAUUGGCCUAAACGGGUAUUUGCCGCUGAGCGACAAAACGAUUUUUGGUUCUUAGGGUCUUGAGUCUCAACGAGAGUAUAAAAUUUCGCCAUUCAGUGUAUUGAACAGGAAAGACUUUAAGUGAGUGUAAAGGCUAGAGAUGAGCGGUCUACGUUUGUGGAAUCCACAUUUUUUUUUAAAUUUUUUUCAAAUAAUCUAAUUCUAUGAUGUCACUUUGAAACUGGUGUCAGUUCGAAAGGACCCAGGUUCAUAAAAUAAGGCGUCUUGUGUUAAAGGGGUUACGUUACGAGAAUAUUUCUGUUUUAGGUUAAUUCUGUGCUUAAGUCAUUACUCAGUGCCUUUACCAAUACACAAAAUGCUCAUGUAGUGUUAUGAAGAAGAUAUUAAACAACUUUCAUCAGGGAACACUAACCACAAUAAUAUUUUGGUGAUUUGUGCAGGCAUUGCAAUAAAAUUUGAAAAAGUCGGCCCAAUGUUUUCAAGUUUUAAUCCAUGCCAAUCCUUACCAUCCGUAGAAACAGACGACAGGAAACUAUGGCGUACAUUUGCGGACAAAAAGAAUUGAAAAUAAAAUAUAAUUUGAAGUUCAAAAAUUAGACUAUCCAUGUCGAAAUCUCGUCAUAUGAAUUUGAAAUCGCAAUGAACGCAGUCGAAAUAGCAUCAUUCGAACUUGAAGUUACUUUGAACAAGUUGAAACUAUAGCUAUAAAGGGAAAACUCGACAUCGCGGAUGUUGAAGUUCAAAUCACCAUUCCAACUAAAAUGCAAAUUCAUGAUUUGAACUUCAAUUCACCUUCUCCACUCUAAUAAGCUUCUUAAUUAUCUUCCACAAAAUUCCAAAUGAAAUCUUUAAUUUGAACUUAACGUCACGUCACAUAUUCGAAUUCGAAAAACCAAAAUUUCAAUUCGAAAGGAAGCGGAAGUAAAAAUACACAGGAACCGGAAAUGAUAAGAGUUUCGCUACACUGUACGUAUGGGAUGUUUGCAUAACUGCAUUUUGGCGCGAAAAGAUUUCCCUUCACUCAAACUCUCUGGCGGACAAUGUGAAUGAUAAGGGUGACUCUAGGACAAUCCAAGAGAUUGUGAGGGCUGUAGUGGCAAACUUAAGAGUGGUUUUCUGUAAAAUUCGAACUUCGGCCUGACACGUUACCUGGUCGAUUUGACUGAUUUUUGGCAUGUAGUCUUAGAAUGGCUUCCUAAAUACUUAAUGCAUAUUCUAAGGUUUGAAUUCUCUUUGGUCUCAAAGAUACAGGAAUGACAGUUUUGACGAGGCCUCGAGGGGCCGCCAUGUUGGUGAACUGAAGGAGGUUUACUAUGGUUAAUUCUAGCUUUAUCUGUUCAAAUCAUGCAACUGUAGUUCCGCUCCGUUACAUUUGCCCAAUUAUUUUAUUCAACAAUCUAACUUAUCUACAAACAAAAUAUGUUUAGUGAAAACGGCUUACUCUAAAUCGAUGUGGCAUGGGUGAUAUUGGGCUUCCAAUUUCUACAAAAUUUGUGUACCUUUUAAGUACCGAAAAAGUGCUGUGCGAAGUUAUAGCCGUUCGUAGCUCAGGCUAAACUAUUUUCGGAUAGAAAAAAGGUAAAUUACAGUCAAACUAAGUCAAGCGUACCCCCCAAGAUUCUAUUAAUGAAUUGAUUAUUUGAAAAAUGAAUCCGUUAGUCGUUCCCGUAACUGGUGUCAAAUUCAAAGCGGUGUUUCUGCAUACGUAAUGAGCAGUGAAUAUUUUACGAGAACUUCUCUGUAUUUGGUCAGAUUGGAAAUCUUUGAAUGGAUUAAGCUUCUUAGAAGACAUUUACAUCAAUUUCAGGAAAAUGGAGCUGGUAGAAAUUUCAUAACUGCCCCGCGUGCGAAUUCACGGCUCAUUACACAUGCAAUAAUGCAGAGAUCAAUCUGAAAUCUACAACCAGCAACGGAUUCAACUUUUGAAAAAUAAAUUCAUUAAUUUAUUCUUGGGGGGUACGCUUGACCUGAUUUGACUGUAAAGGAGGAAGGAUAAUUCUUUGCAACUGUAUGAGUCACGAUUACGUUAUUUUAAUGAUGAAGCUAGAAUUAAUUAUAGUAAACCUCCUUCAGUUCACCAACAUGGCGGCCCCUCGAGGCCUCGUUAAAACUGUCAUUCCUGUAUCUUUGAAACCAAAGAGAAUUCAAACCUUAGAAUAUGCAUUCAGUAUUUGGGAAACCAUUCUAAGACUACAUGCCAAAAAUUAGCCAAAUCGACCAGGUAACGUGUCAGGCCGAAGUUCGAAUUUUACAGAAAACCACUCUUAAGUUUGCCACGACAGCCCUCACAAUCUCUUGGAUUGUCCUAGAGUCACCCUUAUCAUUCACAUUGUCCGCCAGAGAGUUUGAGUGAAGGGAAAUCUUUUCGGGCCAAAAUGCAGUUAUGCAAACAUCCCAUACGUAAAGUGUAGCAAAACUCUUAUCGUUUCCGGUUCCUGUGUAUUUUUACUUCCGCUUCCUUUCGAAUUGAAAUUUUGGUUUUUCGAAUUCGAAUAUGUGACGUGACGUUAAGUUCAAAUUAAAGAUUUCAUUUGGAAUUUUGUGGAAGAUAAUGGUUGCAUUGUUGACGAUUAAGAAGCUUAUUAGAGUGGAGAAGGUGAAUUGAAGUUCAAAUCAUGUAAUUUGCAUUUUAGUUGGAAUGGUGAUUUGAACUUCAACAUCCGCGAUGUCGAGUUUUCCCUUUAUAGUUUCAACUUGUUCAAAGUAACUUUAAGUUCGAAUGAUGCUAUUUGGACUGCGUUCAUUGCGAUUUCAAAUUCAUAUGACGAGAUUUCGACAUGGAUAGUCUAAUUUUUGAACUUCACAUUGUAUUUUAUUUCAAUUAUUUUUGUCCGCAAAUGUACGCCAUAGGAAACAGUUUCAGUACCCAAAUGUAGUCUUAGAACAAACCAGGACCUUUUUUAGGGGAAUUAAAUAGAUGCGAAGACAUGUUUUAGCUUUGAAAAAAGAUAGUGACUAGCGUGACAAAGUCUCUUUAAACGGGGUAGCAAAAUAAUGAACAAUAAUUGUCUUAAACUCUGUCUUGAUUUGAAGGGCUCGACGGCGCAUUUCGACCCAAACUUCCUUUAAAUGUCUCACCCCCCCCCGGGGCUCAUAGGUGAUCUUGAUGCUCUUUACAAAACUCUAUGUAAGUCAGUGGUUACCAUAGGUAGUCUCACACGCAUGCGUUUCAUGAGAAGUCAUAUUUCCUCCCCUCUCAUGCACAUUCUGCGUUUGUUAGGAGAAAGGAAAUGGGACUGCUCUGAAAACGUUGAGUGGGAGGGACUCGUAGUUAGAACGUCCGCACUAUUUGAAUCCCACCAGAGACUCAAAAAGGUGGCUUCUUUGUUUCACACUCGGCGAUCAUAACAUAUUUCCCGACAUUUUCUUAGAAUUCAAGAUUUUUAAGCUUAGCAUAAGAAACCAAUUCCACAAAAAAUAUAAUAGAGUACAGAGACAUGCUGCUAAAGGUCUGUAGUCUAAAAGUGGUUAUACUCUAUACUGAGGGUAAAUAGAAUUGUCAUUCGAUGCAAAUUUUUCUUCCUUUUCAUUGGACGAGAGCCCACCACGUGACUUGCAAAAAAGUGCCUAAAAAUAAUGGUCUGCUCAUGCGCAAUGUCGUCCAACUUUGUUUGACUGCAAAUUAUGCGUAAAUGACACCACGCUUUUCUCCUUUUUGCGAUCGCUUGGCAGAUCGCUUCGCUUCCCGAAGAUAUUCCUUUAAAUAAAACUCGGUGAUCGAACGAUAAAACAGCAGGAGCCUAUCUGAAAACAGUUAUUGUACUCGGUUAUCGCAAAAUAUCGUGAUUUGUCAGUGUCUCACGAUGUUUUGCUCAACCCUUGUCCAAUAAUUGUUAAUUACCUAUAACUAACCCGAGCCUACUUAUACUUGCUAUUAUAGCUCCAGUGAGUGGAUAUGGUACAGAUGACAUAGAAAAGGCGAAGUGUGGAUAUGCCACAUGUCUCUGCGAUAUGGAGAUGAUUCGAUGUUUUAAACACUAUAAGGAAGACCUCGACUUGGAUAAGCACCACGGAUGGGAAAUACUUCAAAAGAAAUCAUGUGCUUUCAAAGGUAACAUUUUCUUUAUGAUAAAGGGCUUUUUAUAUUGAUUCAUUCAAAAUACUUUGCCGUUUCUAUUUGGCUUUAAACCCCGGGAUAAUUCUUCAAACCAAGUUGGCGCUAUCCAAAAUUGUGGAAGACGGGAGCAAAAAGGCAAUAUACAAUUAUUACGAUGGUAUAUUGCCCUAAUAUACAAUCGCGUGAAUCUCUUUACCAGACAGCAGUGUGGCGGCGGCCUAGCAUAUUUGGUGUUUAGGUAAGAAAUAAAAGAGAGAUAACAGCUAUCCCAUCACGACAUUGGAGGGAUAACUGACUAAAAUGAACGGAAUAAAAUUAAUGCAAAAACACGCAAACGUUAUUGCUCGAUUGAUGUCAUGGUUGUGCCGACUGAAAACUUUCAGUAGCCUUAAACUUUCACGUGAUCCUAUUCAGACAGGGCUCAUCAUUUCCAGUAUCCAGGCAUUACUGGAUUAAAACAAUGACGUAAUAUGCUUUUACUAUGAUGUCAUAUAUGUAUUUUUAAUUUUUCUUAAUGCUACUGUAAGACAGGAGCCUGUGUAAGAGCACUGAUACUUUGCAUAAUAAUCUAAAUAUAUUAUUAUUAUUAUUAUUAUUAUUAUUAUUUUAUUAACUAAUUAAUUAAUUAAUCUACAUCAACUUCUGCCCUCAAAGGCAAUAACACUUAAACAUAAACAAACCCUUUUUUAAGGAAACAAGCAAAUUUUUAAAACAUGGUUGUCAAAAGUCAGUUGCAAUGGUAAUGACAAUGUUUACGUGCACGUUGCGGCGAAAUUUUUAGGAGAAGUCACUAAAUUUGGUGGUGAUAGCUUAAUCGAUUUUAAAGUUAUUCAACUUUUUCGUGAGUCGGGGGGGAGGAGGGGAGGUCGAAAGCCCCCUUCCUGUGUGAAUAGUGUUAAGGCGUUUUUAUGCUUUUGUUUACAGCACGCAGAGACAUAUGCUUUAAAGAUUCUUGCUACACAUUUGCGCCAAGGGGAAAUACGUGGCCAGAGAACAGAAAAACCUGUCAAGACAAAGGGGGAGACUUGGUCGCUAUGGAAGAAGAAGAAGAGUGGCAGUUCGUUAAUACAGAAAUUCAGAAACGCACCAUUCCGAAACCCAUGGAAUAUCACAUUGGUUUGUUAAAAGAGGAAGGAGUUUGGAAGUGGGUCAAUGGACGACCACUGACAAUUAACAAGUGGCAAAAAAUAGAGCCAAAUUAUCGGCAGCCGUCUGGUGAUGGAGAUGUGGCGGUAAUGUCGAAGGAUUACCCUGAAUUCACGCAAGGAUUGUUUAAUGACCUCCCAGAAGAUAUGAAGAGACCAUUUAUAUGUGAAAUACCAAAAGGUAAUGCACCUAUCAAUGUAAACCCCGUGGGGGGGAGGGGGGGGGGAGUGCGGGCAAGGGGUGGGGAUUUGACAAAUUUUAAAAUUUUUCGAUCAAAUUCCCCAGGGUGGGAAACGAAAGGUCAAUCAAAAGUGUCAAAAAAGCCCCCACCCCAGGGGAAAAAAUCUAAACAAAAAAUGCUAUAAUACUAUAUAAAACGAAUAAAAGAACAUUUCAAACACGUUGUUACUACUUUUAUUUACGGUUAACGGAAGCUCCAUUAAAUUACUCGCUGUAAUUAAGUAUUUUCUCUCUCCACUAGCAUCUCUUAUCUUGAACAACAAAAUCACUCCAGGAAGAUUGGCCGUGCUAUAUAAUAUUAAUAAAACGUAAAAUGCUUUAUAACAUCCGCUCAACAUGUCGAAACAGGUCGGAUCAGUGACCCAUAAAAAAUCCUCUGACUUUCAUGGUGGAAUUCGAUUUCAAUCGAGUUUUACAAUCAGAUGGGAACUUGAAGUUUAGAUGACAGUUUAAAGUAUUAUGGCGAUUAAAACAAAUGAAAACUUCAUACCUUUCUCCAACAACAUGACUUUCAGGAAGCCUCGAGGGACGGACUUGGUAACUGCUUCUGAAUUGAUACCAGGCUUCUGUCGGUCAAAGUCAAAUGUCCCGACCCCGGGGUCGCUUCACACCAUCAAAAGCCCGACAGCGGGGAUAGUCUCAGGCAUCAAAUCCCCUCCCCUUGCCCGCACCCCCCCCCCACGGGAUUUACACUGAUAGGUGCAUAAGAGGAGUGAGCCAAAUUUAUGAGUAAGAAGUUUCUUGAGAAGUUGACCUUCUGUAUCUUAAUCUAAUGUAAUAUUCACAGAUUUCAGAUUUUCUCAAAACAGAAACCUGUGAGGACCCGUCCACACGUAUCCGGAAGUUUUCGGAAACAAAGAUCUUUUCUUUCUUUUAGCCUUCAACCCAAACAUAAACUGCCUUCAGUCAGGCACCAAAAACGCAAGUUUACAAAAACGUUCCUAGAGUGAAAAUUUUUGAAAACGCCACCCUCUCGUCUACGUGUGGACGGACAAAUACAGAGGCUUUCCAACCUCGUUCCCAGGGUCUUCUCGUUUUCAAUAUGGCGGCUACGAGAAGACCCAGAUACAUGUCAUCCAUCAUAUACUUACUACUAGCAUUACACAAUAUUUGGAAGGGAUGCUAUCAUACUUCGUUCCACUGUUUCAGCACGCUACGUGUCGACGCGUACUUUUUUGAAAACGGAGAAAUUAUUUCCAGAAAUAUCCGAUCACAUGUAGAAAUGUCAAAGUUAGACUUACUAAUAAUUUAAAGUGACAGGCCGGACAAUCGAGAUCUAAAAAGCCUUAAUUAAAGUAUAAGAGAUUGCGUGUUUCCUGUUUUACUGUAUAAUGAUUAUUUAUAAUUAUGCUGAUAAUCACAGGAGUUUAUUGCACAAUCAAGGCGGAUGUGGCGGUGUUGGUUCAAGACAGUUUGCUUAUUUCCGAUACGACCAUUCAAAACAUACAAUCCACGGUAAAAAGAUUAUUUUCCACCCUGGAAGCUAAGGAUCCAAGUGCGAUUUACAACUUUGCAUUUGCAAUGUACGCUGUGCGGCGGAAAAUGAGUCCCUUUGGUAGCAAGGAAGACACAGUCACGUACAUGGAUAAAGAAAUCAAACGAGGCAAAUAUGGUCGAGAUCUUGGUGACAAAAACUUGUUGAAUCGUACCCUCAAUAAAAUGAUCACUGAUAGGUUUAUGAGAAGCCCAAAAAAUACAAAAAAGGUAAGUGUCAAUUACGGAUAUUUUUGGCAAAUUGUUUUAGGGGAGUAUAUGACCUGGCCAAUUUGAUUUAUCUUAAAAUUGAUGAAUGAAACUAGAAAUACGUACAUUUGUAUCUCGCAACCCCUCGGGAAACUCGCUAUUGAACACAAGUUAAGCCCUGGCGAUGAUAUCGGUUAGAAACUGGUUGGGUGACAAUCCGCGAAUUAUCCUGUUAUAAAGACUCCUUCUUAUUUCUCUCAUGUAAUCUUAGUUCGUUUUUUGUUUCAAUAUCUUCAAUUCUUAAAUUCCUAUUUGAAAACUUAUGAAUAAAAUAAAUAAUAUGUAACUAGAAGGUAGAAGUGGAAUUUGGAAAUGUUGUUUUUUUAGGAGGGGUAAAAUCGAAGUAACCGGCCCGGGAAAACCCUCUUAGAGCAAGGGAGGGAACCAAUGGUAAACUCAACCCACAUAAGGCGUCAAUAACAGGAUUUGAACCCGAGCCACAUUGGUGCCACCCUGCGCCACCCGGCUCCCCCUGUAAGUAGUAGUUCAAAAGUGAACACUAUUGCGAGGUUUUAAAUUGCAAUGAAACUUACAGAAUGAAGCAAUCAAAAGGCCUCGGCCUGGCGAUAUUAGCUGUGGAAAAUGACUUAUUGACCAUGAAUUAACACCAUUUCUAACUAACAGCAAUAGAAAACAGCAAGAAAAGAAGGUCUAAAAUUGCACGACUACUGAUGUUGAAUGUAACUUCAGCAUAGACGACUCAACUGAAUCGAAAUUUGGCACACAUAACUUAUUCAUUUUAAAGUAGAAAUAGAGGGUCUUUACAUAGCGUCAUCUCAGCCGUAUUGGAGUUCCAAAACAAUGAAACAGCUACCAUGUUGGAGUUCCGAAACAAUCUUGUGGGAGUUGUAAUCUUUUCUUAUGUAAACGCUUUCUUUUGUUCCAAUAAAUUGCAAAGAUACUGGCCGGGUGAGUGAAAACGCUCUAUACUGUGUUGUUAGGUCACGUGACAUAUCCCAGAACAUUUUUUCCGACAAUCUUAAAUGAUUGACAAAUCAACGUUUUUAAGAAUAUACAUCAAGUUAUAACAUUUUUCUCAUUCAUAGGGAAUAUUUCUAACAGUUUACGUUUGGAAUGACUGUUUAUGAAGGCAAACAUCAUUUUAAAUGCCCAAACUUACAAACUUGAAUUAUUCAAAACUUAAAUUCAGUUAAACUUCAAGUCCAGUAUGCCUCUGACAGGAACACCUUAUCUAAUUUAACAAAUUUGGCACAAAUUCGCCAAAUUCCUUCAUUUUAAAUUUUCGGCCACGUGAAAUGUCACGUGACCAGAACUUAAUAUACAACUAUCUCACGAAGGGGGGUGGGGGGAGGGUGAACAGUGGUGGGUAGAUAUAUACCGAGACACAAGGCGUCGAGGUAUAUAUCUAGCGCUGUUCACCGAUCAUGAGGAGAAUAGUUGUUGUACCAACUCAGUUGGAGAAAAAUGACGAAAGGAACUUUUUGUAAAUUAAAAACGUCACUUAGAAGGUAAUUAGUUAGUUGGUAUUUGUUUGUACGACUGCUUCAUUUAUCGCUUAAAUUUCGUGUUUCGAAAAUGUCUCGAAGCGAGACGCCAUCUUGGCUCCUGUCGCAAAACAGUGAAUAGCCAAGGAUAUUCCGAGUUACGGGAGCCAAUCAAAACGUGCGAAAAGUGCUAUUUACUAAUUUGGUAAAUACUAACGAGAGAUAUUGCCAAUCAUAGAUAUUUUCCGCACACACCUUUGACCCAGACCUUAAACUCCUUGAGUUAUUUUAGAUUUGUAGACUAAGACCCUGUUUACAUGGAGUGGGGGACCCCGGUCUAGUGGGGUAGGUUUCUUUUGUUUUGUGUCCCCCAGAGCGUGAAAACAAAAGAAACCAACCCCACUACACCGGGGUCCCCCACUCCAUGUAAACAGGCCCUAAGGCUAGCAAUGUCCCGAAUAACCUUCUUAUGUUCACCUGCCUGCCUCAUUUGCAAAUCAGUUCUUUUUCUUUUUUCACUUUCCGCUUCACAUUCAUAAAUUCUUUAGAUUCUAGUUCUAUUCUCAGACGGGAAUUUAGAGAAUGAAGAUGGGAAGAUUUUGGACACCUUCAAGCUUCGAAAUACAGAAAACCUGUUGAAAGUUACGAACAAGAUCAAAGUCAUUGGGGCUCUUAUUCCCAACAAAGACAAUACACAACGAAUACAGGAGCUAAAAAGUAUCGCCUCUGAACCAGAUGACGCAAUUUAUGCUGAUUUUUGCGCUCCAAACCGUGAAAAAAUUGCAGAUCGUCUCGCGGCUCGAAUUAGACGAUAUUUGGUCUGCAAAGGUAUUUAAUUCAAUUAGAAUUUUAAUACUACUGAAUGAUGUAACUCGCACGAGGAAAAUCUUAAUCUGCUUACCUUUUUUUUGAUUUGUUGUGGCGACGCCAGAACUUUAACUCGCAUGUUUCUGUAAAACAAAUCUGUUUUAAGGAAGCACGUUAAGGUACGUUCGAUUGACCGUAUCCUGGAAAAGGAAGACAUUCUAGAUUUUUCCGGAAUAGUCUUAACUAUCAAUAAAAUGAUUUUAUUAUUAUUAUUAUUACCUUUAUUUUUAGAAUGUUUCAGGGUAGUUUGUUUAUUUGGUAUAACAAAGUCUUGGUUUUUGUUUCACAAGUAUAGCAUCAACCAAACACAUUGUAGAAGGGGAAUCUAUUUUUCUUUUUGUUCUUCAUUUUUUUUUUUUUUUUUUUUUUUUUUUUUGAAGAAGAAGAAGAAGAACUAGAGGAAAAAUUAAGGGAGGAAAUGGUCAGAUAAGUCUGUUCCUCAUUUCCCUCUUUUAAAUUUAUUGUCACCGAGGACCUCCGCCAUAAUGUUCGUGUUAGCUGCGACGCAAGAAAAACGACAUCAUUAUUUCAUUUGUCAUCUUUGAAAUAGUAAGUUCAUUUUAUUCCAGAAUUGGAAUAGCAGGUCAAUCGAACGAAUAUUGCGGUGUUAUUCUAUGUCUUCCAUAUUCUGUUAUAUUCCAGAAUAUGGUCAAUCGAACGCACCCUAAUUUUACUAAAUGGAAAAAAAGAGGGAGAGAGCCGUGGGUGUUCUGUGUAUAACGUCAUUCAAAUGGCCGCCAUCUCGGUCGCCAUUCUGGGUUUUACUCAGAUAAAGGUGACUCGGGCGCAAGCAUUUAGAACUCGUAAAAAAUGACAUUGCAAAAUUGAAAAAAAGGUUGGUUUAUUAAUUUAACCUAGAGUUCAAUUUAAUCUUUCAUUUGAUCUGAGUUUUAGGUAUCUGUAGUUUAACUGGAACUCCCUAAAUUACUUGGAUCUCAUGACACACUCCUGAAAGUAUCUGGUAACUCGAUCGUUGUCCCUAUCUUCGUUCAUCGCGCACUAAUUACUAUGUUCUUUAUAACUUUCAACAGUAACGUACAAAGUCGAAGUUUACACUCCAGAUGAAUACGUAAACAGAGAAUUCACACUGACUGUUAGGAUAAAAGGAAAAGGGGGAGAAAAAACAGAAGAUCAAAAGUUGGUGGCAACAGAAGGCAAACAGGGGUAUGGUAGUCCUAUCUAUUUGUUAACAAGAUACGAACUCGCCCCGGCCCAUGUAAGAUAACCCAAGACAGUCUUGCAUUCUGGAUUUCACGCUGUGGAUUCCGGAUUACAGGAACUUGAUCCCCAUCUUUGGCAGUGGAACUUGUAUUCCGAAUUCUAAUUAUUAGCCAAGUGUGAUUCCGGAUUCCUGAGGUGUAUUCUGGAUUCCAAAGCCCUGGGCCCAGUUGUUCGAAGGCCGAUUAGUGCUUAACCCAGGUUUUUUUCUUUUUCAAAAGCAUUUUUUCGGAUAAUUUUAUUUGUUUUUUUGUUUUUUUUUUCUGAGCAUCCAGUCAUCAACUCGUUGACAAAAAGAAUCAAACUGAAUUUACUUUUUUUACGCUUUUAUAUCUGCAUCCAAAUUUUGCGCUAACCCUGGGUUAUCUUAACCCAGCUUUGAACAACCCGGCCCAGGAUUCCAGAUUCCACAAGCAAAAACUCCAAUUCCCGAAUUCCGGAAUCGUAGUCCCUUACAUGGGUCUGUUAACUUAGGAAACUUUAUCAAAGCGUUAAAACAGUAGGUGGCAUUGCUUGUACCAGAGAGUUUUCACUCAUAUGGCCUGCAUUUACGCAAAUUUAUUGGAACGAAAGAAAGCGUUGACAUAAGAAAAGAGUUCAACUCCCUUUGCUGGAAUCGGUUUAGAACACCAACGUGGGCGCCGUUUCAUUGUUUUGGACGCCGCGACGUCACUUGAAAGCGCUCUAAAUGAAAGACUUCCCCAAGCGGUCUUUACUUUCAUGGGUUUCUUCUCUCGGAAGAGGAUUACUAUUUAGUUGCGGAAAGGCUAAUGUAUUUGAAAUUCACACUGUUUUAGAUUAAUUUGAGUUUUCCUGAUCAUGUGUUUAUUAUCGGUUGUCGAUUGGUUUGUCCUUAGGAACUUGCUCGUGAUAAAAGCCGAGUUCUCCGAUAUUGAUGUGGGCACCAUGGAGACGGUUGAGGUACUACCAGAUAGAAAAAUCCAAGGAAAUCGUGGGUGGACCCUUAAACAGGUACUAUAUGAUAUCAGAUCCCGACUAUCACUGAAAAUACUCAAAUAAGACUUUUUGGAAUCGACAGCCGACGUAAUGCUAACCAUCUGAUUUCGCUUGGCAACGCGUCCUAGUCCUUACCAGUUCUACAAAGAUAACUAGCUUUACAUGUCUCAGUAUUUGGUAGCAGUUAAAUAAACUUGUUCUGGCUAGAGUUCCUUAAAUGUCUUUUCCGUUUUUUCUGAAUUGGGGUCGUUCGGUCGGAUAAAAAAAAAAAUAACGUACCCCAUCGGCAUCAUUGCCGUGGAGAGUGGAAACAACAACACCUGGAGACAAAAUCAAACUGCGUACCCGUCUCUCCGUUAA